This is a messenger RNA of Piliocolobus tephrosceles (Ugandan red Colobus), 2062 nucleotides long. It is a transcript of the gene GPR152, whose product is annotated as G protein-coupled receptor 152. Gene Ontology annotation, molecular function: G protein-coupled receptor activity. Gene Ontology annotation, biological process: G protein-coupled receptor signaling pathway. The transcript has a single exon. The record is from RefSeq and is a predicted model, not a curated record. Bases 185 to 1621 code for a protein of 478 amino acids. NCBI's taxonomy places the organism in Eukaryota, Metazoa, Chordata, Mammalia, Primates, Cercopithecidae. Gene Ontology annotation, cellular component: plasma membrane.
UGAGGUCAUCCACUUCAAGUCCAUGGCAGAGGAUAACUACCCACAAGGCGAUGACAAUGGCACAGGAAGGGAUGGUGACUUGCCUGGAGACACACAGCACCAUCUCUCCCAUACUCAGUCAUUCACACCAUCACUGAUUCACCAGGCACCCACCCCGUGUGCAGCAGGACUCUGAGAACCCCAAAUGCACACUACUAUGGAAGCCAACCUGGGUGCCACCGGCCACGGGCCCCGCACGGAGCUUGAUGAUGAGAACUCCUACCCCCAGGGUGGCUGGGACACGGUCUUCCUGGUGACCCUGCUGCUCCUUGGGCUGCCAGCCAAUGGGCUGAUGGCGUGGCUGGCCGGCUCCCAGGCCCGGCAUGGAGCGGGCACGCGUCUGGCGCUGCUCCUGCUCAGUCUGGCCCUCUCUGACUUCUUGUUCCUGGCAGCAGCGGCCUUCCAGAUCCUGGAGAUCCAGCAUGGGGGGCACUGGCCACUGGGGACAGCCGCCUGCCGCUUCUACUACUUCCUGUGGGGCGUGUCCUACUCCUCCGGCCUCUUCCUGCUGGCUGCCCUCAGCCUGGACCGCUGCCUGCUGGCGCUGUGCCCACAUUGGUACCCUGGGCACCGCCCAGCCCGCCUGCCCCUCUGGGUCUGCGCCGGGGUCUGGGUGCUGGCCACACUCUUCAGCGUGCCCUGGCUGGUCUUCCCUGAGGCCGCCGUCUGGUGGUACGACCUGGUCAUCUGCCUGGACUUCUGGGACAGUGAGGAGCUAUCGCUGCGGAUGCUGGAGGUCCUGGGGGGCUUCCUGCCUUUCCUCCUGCUGCUUGUCUGCCAUGUGCUCACCCAGGCCACAGCCUGUCGCACCUGCCGCCACCAACAGCAGCCCGCAGCCUGCCAGGGCUUCGCCCGUGUGGCCAGGACCAUUCUGUCGGCCUACGUGGUCCUGAGGCUGCCCUACCAGCUGGCCCAGCUGCUCUACCUGGCCUUCCUGUGGGACAUAUACUCCGGCUACCUGCUCUGGGAAGCCCUGGUCUACUCCGACUACCUGAUCCUGCUCAACAGCUGCCUCAGCCCCUUCCUCUGCCUCAUGGCCAGUGCCGACCUCAGGGCCUUGCUGCGCUCUGUGCUCUCGUCCUUCGCGGCAGCUGUCUGCGAGGAGUGGCCGGGCAGCUUCACGCCAGCUGAGCCACAGACCCAGCUGGAUUCUCAGGGUCCAACUCUGCCAGAGCCAAUGGCAGAGGCCCAGCCACAGAUGGAUCCUGUGGCCCAGCCUCAGGUCAACCCCAUACUCCAGCCACGAUCAGAUCCUACAGCCCAGCCACAGCUGAACCCCAUGGCCCAGGCACAGUCAGAUUCUGUGGCCCAGCCACAGCUGAACCCCAUGGCCCAGGCACAGUCAGAUUCUGUGGCCCAGCCACAGCUGAACCUCACGGCCCAGCCACAGUCAGACACUAAGGUCCAGACCCCUGAACCUGCUGCCAGUUCCGUGCCCAGUCCCUGUGAUGAAGCAUCCCCAGCCCCAUCCUCACAUCCCACCCCAGGGGCCCCUGAGGACCCAGCCACACCUCCUGCCUCUGAAGGAGAAAGCCCCAGUGGCACCCCGCCAGAGACGGCCCCAGGCACAGGCCCCACGUGAGAGUCCAGGAACGCCCAGGCCCACGAGAGCGAUGAGAGAGCACAGGGGAGACAGAGGAACCAGCCAGUCAGACAGGUGGGGAGCCGCAGACAGCGUUGUCCUUAAAAACCCUGCCGAGUCCCUCGGGCCUGGAAGAGGGCUUGAGGGAGGGGAAACAAACCAGCCAAAAGUCUCAGGCAGUUCCACGUCAGCGUCCCCUGCUCCCAGCCACCAGCCUUUUCCAUGGUUGCUCCCAACACACACACAGUUGCCCGACAGCCUCCGAACCACAGCUAAUGGUGUCUUGCAGGGUUCUGUCCCUCAACACCCCAGAUCCUGCUGACAAUUCUCCCCUGGGCUUCAGUCCUGCUGGAGGAAGACAAUGGGGGCACUUUCCCCGGGCUUGACCCUUUGGUCCUUCCCUCCCUCUCCUCCUCUGGGCCUGGACACAAGGAUGUGAAA